Dentiscutata erythropus is the source of this 1968-nucleotide messenger RNA. The record is from the annotation of a GenBank genome assembly. Lineage: Eukaryota; Fungi; Glomeromycota; Glomeromycetes; Diversisporales; Gigasporaceae.
AUGAGCUGGGCGGGUUUUAAGAAGAAAUUAGAUCGUACAGGAACUAAGCUUUUGCAAACUGUUGGUUCAAUCGAAAAAACGGUUGAUAAAGAGUUCGAAGAAGAGGAACGUCGAUUUAAAAGUCUUGAGUCAAAAUGUGAGAAAUUACAUAAAGAGGCGAAAGGAUACUUGGAUUCUUUGCGUGCUAUAACUAGCGCGCAAACACGUAUAUCAGAGACUAUUGAACAUUUUUAUGAAGAUUCAACCGAUGAUUCAUUGGCUGGAAAGAAAUAUAAGACUACUAUAGAAGGUAUUGAACGAGAUUGUCGUGAACUGGAUGACCCAUAUCGCCAAACUGUAACUGAUCCUGUAGGCCGAUUUUGCGCUUACUUUCCUGAUAUAAAUGACGCUAUCAAAAAACGUGAUAAAAAACUUUUAGAUUAUGAUUCACAGCGUGCUAAAGUACGCAAGCUAGUUGAUAAGCCAUCAGAUGAUGCCAAUAGAUUACCAAGGGCUGAACAAGCUGCUAAUGAAGCUCGUGAGAUUUACGAAUCAUUGAAUACUCAACUAGUUAAUGAAUUACCUAGAUUAAUAGAUCUUCGUGUUCCUUAUUUUAACCCUACAUUUGAAGCUUUGGUAAAAAUACAACUCAAAUUUUGUCAAGAAAGUUAUGAAAGUUUAAAUAGUUUGCAAGAAUAUUUUCCUGAUAAUGAUCAAGUUGAUAAUAAGGUUGAAGCUGUUUUACAAAAAAUGAGGGAUUUGGCUAUCUGUGGAAUGGACCAAGCGUGUCUUGGUCUUUGUUUACUACCGGAGCCUCACCGAAAGCAUUUAUGGGCAGGUUCUUCAUGGCAUUGGAAAGAACUAAGACAGAUUGUAGAAGAUGAAGAACAUCGUGAACAUCGACUAAAAUGUGAUAGGUUGACACAUCAAAAACGUCGUGCUAUAGAAAAUGAUAAACAAAGAGAACAGAGGCUAGAACGUAAUAGAUUGGCUCAACGUAAACGACGGCAACAACAGCAACUAGCUCUGCAUCUUUUAGGAAGAAAACCUUUAAAUGAAACUUCUAUCACACCAUUUCGGCUCACACCUCUUACUAUUUGUGUUCACUGUAAUGCUAAAAAGUUCACAGUGGAAUCUGAUGGGUUUUGUUGCUCCAAUGGUAGUAUAGCUUUGGCAAAUGUAGAAGUGCUCACUAAUUUACAGGAAUUAUUUUUAAGGACGAAUGAUAUUGGGCGUGACUUUUGGGAAAAAAUUAGAGCUUAUAAUUCACUUUUUUCUUUUACUUCCAUGGGUACUCGGUUUGAUAAAACUCUUGCUAAUAAUGGUGUUUACACAUUUCGUGUACAAGGAAGCGUAUAUCACAGAAUUGGUUUAUUUCUUCCAUCAGAUAAUAACUCUCUGCAAUAUUUACAACUUUAUAUAUAUGAUACAGAUCAUGAAAUUAAUAAUCGACUAAACGUAAUGCCUAAUCUUAAACAUGAAACUAUUAAAUUAAUAAAAAAUAUGCUUGACGAGGUCAAUCCUUUUGUUGCAAAUUUUCGUUACCUCUCUUCACUUGAGAAUAUAACUAAUUAUCAGUUAGUAAUUAAGGCCGAUCAUGGAUUAGAUCAGCGAACAUAUAAUACACCUACAUCUUCUCAAGUUGCAGCUAUUUGGGUUGAUGCAAAAAUUAGAAGUGAAUUUUAUUCUGGCCUUGAAGAUUUAAAUAAUGCAGGGCAUACUGAUGCUUCAGAAGUUGGAAAACGAAUUAUUCUUCCAUCUUCAUUUACUGGAGGACCUAGAGAUAUGUUAGUAGAAGUUGGCUCAAACAAACCAACACAAGUAAGGCAAAAUACGGAUGAAAUUAACCAAUAUUUAGAAGCACGUUGGAUCUCUCUAUCAGAGGCUUACUGGAGAAUUUUUGGAUUUUAUAUCUCUGAUAUUAAUCCAUCGAUAAUUCGUUUACAACUUCAUCUGCUUAACUGUCAAAUAAUCAACUAUUUUGAAGAA